Messenger RNA from Adineta steineri, 567 nucleotides. Lineage: Eukaryota; Metazoa; Rotifera; Eurotatoria; Adinetida; Adinetidae. The record is from the annotation of a GenBank genome assembly.
AUGAGGAUCGAUAUUAUUUUCAUUCUAAGUCUUUGCAUUAAAAUAGUCUAUCUUCAAACUUGUUCAAAUUUUGAUAUUGGUAUUGAUCGUUCUGGACCAUGGUAUGCUCAUAUUCGUACGAUAGUAUCACCGGAUGAAUGUUGUGGUCUAUGUAAUGCUGAAGGUACAAGAUGCCAGUCAUGGGUAUAUGUUACUAUAGGUGCUGCGAUUACAUCUGGUUGUUAUUUAAAAGAAAAUAUUCCAAUUGUAAAUGAAACAUCAACUUGUGGACCAUUUUGUACGAGUGGAUUUAAAGAAGCAUCAUUGGUACUUAGUGGUCGAUGUGCAUUUCCUGGUGGAAUAUAUGAAUUAGCUGUUGACCGACCAGGUCCUAGAUAUGUUCGUUUAACAAGUAUUCGAAGUCAUCCAGCUUGUUGUGCAAUGUGUGUGUUGGAAGGUGAAAAAUGUCGUUCAUGGACAUUUAUUCGAAGUGGAGUAGCAGAUAAAGAAAGUGGAUGUUUAUUGAAAAAUCAAGUUCCACCAAUAAGUACUGUUCCUUGUGUAGCCUGUACAUCUGGUACAAAAUAA